UGUGAAAUUCAACUCUAUGAAAUGUCUACUUAGUUGUGCAUAGGAAACUGCGAAGCAUGUUGAAUUAAAACAAAAUAGGUGGUUUUAAAGUUUUUAAAGUCUUUAUAUAUAUUUUUGAGCUUAACAUGAGAAAUGUCGAUUAAAAAUAUAAAUGUUAUAAGUUGUAUUUGUGAACUGGAUGUUGCAGUAGCUUAGAAAUUGCGUGUUUCUUACCAUGCUUUCGUUCAACAACAUGGUAAGUAAUAACUGUCCAUAUUGACGUUAAAGCGUGUUUAAAUCGCUUUUGUUGCUGUAAAAGUGAGAAUAGUGUUAGUGUUGAAGAGUAAUAAUGUCUUCUGAACCAUCACAAACAUCAAAAGAACUUUUAGCACUUAGUGACAAGUCUGGUAAUAGCGACAUGGCUGGAGCAUCCUAUGCUAAUGCCGUUCUUAAUUUCAAACAAACGACUAAGGAGAUUAAUGAGGAGUUAGUUUCCGAAAUGACUGCAGUAAGUAAAGAGAAGAAAGCUGAAGUACCACCUUCAGUUGACAUUGAAGAUAGUUCUUUUAUACCUGUAGUCAGUCAUAGUAGAAAAGAAAGGAAAAAUGAAAGACCCAAGAAAGAAAAACAUAAACAGCACAUUAGUGCUGAUAGAAAUGAUAGAAACCAAGAUAAACAUUUCGAAAAACAUCAAUCGAAACAUGAACCUCAAUUAAAGGAGCAAGCUGAAGCUAAGGAUGAGAAUGUUACUAAUUCGAAGAAAAAGUUUGUUGAAGCUCCUCUACCCCAAGUUAAUUAUUGGGCAAUGAAAAAGGCAGUUGUGGAUGUGUAUGGUGAGCCGAACUCGAUUUCUCCGCAAGGUACUUCUGAAUCUUGUCCUCCCCAACCUACAGUUACUGCCAAAAUUAUAGAAAGGAAAAAAGAUAAGGCUAGUGAAUUUACUACAAAUACUGCUGAUUGGCCUACCCUAGGGAAUCAUGGUGAGGCACGCAGAUCAAGUUCACCUUCAAAUGGUGUUCUAAGAGAAAAACCUUUAAAUGAGGACAAUGAAGAUAAGAGAAAAAACAAUAAGCACAAGUGGGUUCCCAUGGUGGUAGAUACGAGCAAAUCUAGAAAUGACAGAUCGUCUUCAAGAAAAGACAGAGGUGAUGAACACUCAACAGCAAGCGAAGGAGAACGCGAAUGUAGAAAUGAAAGAGGAAAUGGAGAUAGACGUAGAGCCGGACCUAAUGCUUCGAGAGGUAGAGCUAGGAAUCGUAAUGGAAGAAAACCUCCUUUCCGUAAUAAUAAGCACAAUAAUGAUUCGGAGUAUACAGAUUACCCAGCUAAUUUCUCGGAGAUCAUUAAGUAUAACUCUAUACCUGCUGCAACUCCAAGUUACAUGGUACCAUAUAUGGGAACAUGCUUUUUCAACUCUAAUGGAAAAGCAGAUGUAGCUAGCGUCAAAGAAUGUAUAACUAAACAAAUAGAAUAUUACCUGAGUGAAGAGAAUCUUGAUAGAGAUUUCUUCUUAAGGCGAAAGAUGGACCCUGACGGUUACCUUCCUAUACCGUUAAUUGCCUCGUUUCAACGUAUACAGGCCCUAACUAGUGAUUAUGAUGUUAUUAUGUCGGCCAUAAUGGAUUCUGAUAAAUUGGAAUUGGGUUUAGAUAUGAGGGUCCGUACCAAGCAUGACCCGAAAAAAUGGCCCAUAAUAGACAAAAAUGGAGAAAGCAUAGAGGAUCGACUUUUACCUCCACCUCCAAUUCCAAUGAAAUUAAGGGAACAAAACAUAGAGAACUUGAAUCCAAAUGUAGCUGAAUUCAUCCCCUCUGAUAUUUCCGGAAGAGCUGCUCCUACCAACAACAAACAUAAUAACAAGGAGAACAAUGUGAUAAAUCAUGAACAAUCUGAUGGUGUUGAGUUGCCUAAAAAUGGUGAAGAUUAUGAAGCUUGGAAAGAAGUGAAAAGGAAAAACAAAGAGAAUAACCCAAAAGAGAAAAAAGCUUCGAAACCCAAGCUGCGGCAUGAGGAAGAUUACGGCUUCAUGUUUUUAGAGGAUAUAGAUUUUGAUGAUGAUGUCCCAGCUGUUAGGCAGAAUACGUUUUCCGAAAGCUGGGCGGAUGAUGAUGAUGAUGACGAUGAGAUCAGUGAUCGUGAUAUCAACAAGCUCCUCAUAUUUAAACAGAACCCAAUCACAAUGAACCCAUCUAGGCUUCCCAAACACGAAGGAUAUGAUAGGACAGGAGAUUUUACAACAAGGGUUAAAAUGACUCAAGAACUUGUUCAAGUGAUUAAUGAUGGACUUCGCUUUUAUGAGGAGGAUCUUAGGAGUAGACAGAGGACGUCAUCAGUUGGCAGCUAUAAGACGGUGAAUGUCAUUUCUCAAGAGGCUUUCGAAAAGAUGGUUCCUGCUGCUCAUAAAAAACCACAUAGCCAGCCACCUCCACCAUUGAAUAUUGAGAAGAAUACUGACAAUCAUCGUAAUACAGGUGAUCAACCGAAUGAAUCCCACCCAACCACUUCUAGUACUUCUGGGACAACCAAAGGAAAGGCUAAUGUCAAAAAUGUGCCACGCUUUUUCCCUGUUAUUAAAAAUGAAUCUGAUCCAGAUCCUCAUACUCCUCGCAAACGCAAGACAAGGCAUUCCAGUAAUCCACCUGUAGAGCAUCAUGUUGGCUGGGUUAUGGAUGUUAAAGAACAUCGUAACAGAACUACAUCAGUAGGAAGUCCCAGCGAACACGCUUCUGCAAGUGGUAGUGAAUUGCCUAAAUUCCAGCAUCCCUCUUAUUCGCUCAUGGAUACGCAAUUUUCUCAAGUCGCAUAUAAUAAGUACCGCAAUAAGUGUAUAAAGGAACGUAAAAAGUUCGGUAUAGGUAAAUCUCAAGAAAUGAACACCCUUUUCCGUUUCUGGUCAUUCUUUCUCAGGGAAAAAUUCAAUAAAAGUAUGUAUAACGAAUUCAAGGAUCUAGCAUUAGAAGAUGCCGAAUAUGGAUGUAGGUAUGGAUUAGAAUGCCUAUUUAGAUUUUACUCUUAUGGUUUAGAGAAAAAAUUCAGACCACACUUGUACGAAGAUUUCCAAAAUCAAACAUUAAAAGAUUUGGAAAACAACCAGUUGUAUGGUCUAGAGAAAUUUUGGGCAUUUUUAAAGUACUAUAAACAUAGCAAAGAUCUACAAGUUGAUCCAAUCCUGAAGAACUAUUUGAAGAACUAUAAAGUUGUUGAAGAUUUCAGAGUAGUAGAGCCACGCAUAAAUGAGUUGAGAAAAAGAAGGAACCGUAGUUACUCUGAAACUAUGCCCACAUCUGAUGAAGUACCGCCUCUUCGUCAAUUUAAUUACACAAGACGAGAUAAUUUGCAACGUUCUGCACCUGGCACUAGUGCGCCUAAUCCUUCUGCAUCUUCUUCAUUUCAACAUUACAGGAGACGCACUGAAUCUACAGGUUCCGGAAGGGCUAGGUUCUCAACUGUUCGCGCACAGAAAUGAAGUAGCGAAUAUUUCUGUCUAUUCCUCCAUAUUUAAGAACAAUAAAAUAUAAAGCAAUCAUUCAACUACUAUGUUGAAACGAAAACUUUCUGGUAAAUAAAAAAGUUCAAUGUAUGUAUAGUUGAUUUAAAGUAAUAUUCGGCCUUAGUUGAAUUAGUUUGUAUAAAAUGUUUUCCAUAAUUCGCAAAUAUAAAGAAGAAAAAAAAAUUUAUAAUUCUGUGCCAUCAGUUACUGGCAUGUAUAAUUGAUAUUUUUCUAUAAGACUAUUGAGUAAUAAAAUUUCAACUAGCACGUGAAAUUGUGUAGACUUACAAUAUUAUUUAAGACAUGUUAAGGGCUCCAAAUGAUCUUGGUAAUUCAUUGUUUUGUUCAUUUUAAAAAAUCUUGUCUAGUACUGUAUGUAAAAUUUUUGCUCAUUUGCUUUCAUACUUAUGAAGUGUAAUGCUUUCACUACUUAUUUAGUUUUGUAUUGUAAUUAAUUCGAUUAGUAGUGUAGUUGUGUUACAUAAAAUUAUUUGGGCGAAACUAAAAAAAAAAUCGUGUGAAGUAUCAUCCACUAAGUACAAUAACGAUUAAAAAAAUAUUCAAAUGUUAUUUUAAAACAAAAAAAAUGUUCUUAUAUAUAUAAGCUCGUGAUAGGAUGUGAAGCAAUAUGCUGUCUAUGUCAGAAAUGAUCUCAUUUUUUGUUUUUUACUCCGUUAAUGCUCGAUUUGCUCCCAUAACAGUUCUUGGGGAUUUAAAUAGGUAAAAUUUCGCAUGUGCCUUCCCUUUCACCCAAUCCAAAUCACUACGUUUUAAUACAAAAAAUGAGAUUGCGUUUUCCUCUAUAGUUAUCACUUUUCAAUUGACCUGAACUAUUAUUGACCAUAAAUUUUAAAUUUUUGUAUUUCUUUUUGGCCACUAAUUAUUGACUCUUUUCACAGCAAUACUUAUCCCGAUUUUGCUUCAUAUUUUAAUUUAAGAUUGGUUAUUUGAUAUAAUGAAGAUAAUGUGUUGUUGAUUAUUUUGUUCUGUUGUUUAAUAACUAUGAAGUUAAAUUUUACCAUAUUUAGAAAUAAGCAGCACCAUUCAUUUUUGUUUCAAAAAUAUGGUCAGUAAAUUGUCUUCCAUUGACACCAAAAAAAGAAUAAAAAGUCUGAAACCACUA
Molecule: messenger RNA, 4592 nt
Organism: Harmonia axyridis
Lineage: Eukaryota; Metazoa; Arthropoda; Insecta; Coleoptera; Coccinellidae
Gene: larp
Product: la-related protein 1B
Exons: 13
Coding region: 329-3445 (1038 amino acids)
Biological process (GO): mRNA stabilization; positive regulation of translation
Cellular component (GO): cytoplasmic stress granule; cytosol
Molecular function (GO): RNA cap binding
Source: RefSeq, a predicted model, not a curated record